AUGGCUCUCCCUCAGACCUACAAACAGGCUGUUUUCAAAUCCCUCGGUGCCCCGCUGGUCAUCGAGGAGGUCCCGAUGACGCCUCCCGGUCCUAAUGAGAUCCUCGUCAAGGUGGAGGCCUGCGGUGUGUGCUAUUCGGAUAUGUUUGCGCAGAACAAUAUCAUGGGCGCAGGAUUUCCACUCGUCCCCGGCCACGAGAUCGUCGGUCACGUCGCUGCUGUCGGAGGGAACGUGUCUGGGUGGAAGGCUGGCGAUCGCAUCGGUGGUGCAUGGCACGGUGGUCAUGACGGCACUUGCAAGGCCUGUCGCAAAGGAUUCUUCCAAAUGUGCGACCAGGCACAAGUGAACGGCGAGACGAAGAACGGUGGCUACGCCGAAUACUGCCUCAUCAACGCCGAAGCCGCCGUCCACGUCCCCGCACACCUCCCGGCCGCCCAAUACGCCCCCAUCCUCUGCGCCGGCGUCUCGGUCUUCAACUCCAUCCGCCACAUGAACGUCCCCGUCGGCGAGACGAUUGCCAUCCAAGGCCUCGGCGGUCUCGGCCACCUGGCCAUCCAGUACGCCAGCAAGCUCGGGUACCGGGUGGUUGCGAUCUCGCGAGACGGCAGCAAGGAGCAGUUUGCGCGCGACCUGGGCGCCCACGAGUACAUUGACUCGAGCAAGGAGGACGCGGGCGAUGCACUGAAGAGGCUGGGUGGUGCGUCGUUGGCUGUCACGACGGCGCCGACGGCGGAAGUGAUGAGUGGGUUGUUGAAGGGGUUGGGGAUUUUGGGGAAGUUGUUGAUUCUGUCUGUUCCUGGCGAAGUCUCCAUCGACACAGCCGUCAUGCUGAAAUACGGCCUCUCGGUCCAGAUCUGGCCCGCCGGCCACUCCAACGACACCGAGGAAGCCCUGGCAUUCACGGAACUGCACAAGAUAAACUGCAUGGUGGAGGAGUUCCCUCUGGAACGGGUGAAUGACGCAUACCAGGCGAUGCUGAACGGAACGGUUCGAUUCCGAUCUGUUGUCACGAUGGUGUAG
Aspergillus melleus is the source of this 1020-nucleotide messenger RNA. RefSeq lists its product as uncharacterized. The transcript is spliced from 7 exons. Lineage: Eukaryota; Fungi; Ascomycota; Eurotiomycetes; Eurotiales; Aspergillaceae. The record is from RefSeq and is a predicted model, not a curated record. Bases 1 to 1020 code for a protein of 339 amino acids. Gene Ontology annotation, molecular function: oxidoreductase activity; zinc ion binding.